Molecule: messenger RNA, 1519 nt
Organism: Theobroma cacao (cacao)
Lineage: Eukaryota; Viridiplantae; Streptophyta; Magnoliopsida; Malvales; Malvaceae
Source: RefSeq, a predicted model, not a curated record
AAUUUAAGCUAUAAAUAUACUUUUCAAUAUUAUCAUGCAUUUCAGCAGCUAGAGAAACCCCAAAAGCAAGAAGGAAAAAAGAAUGAAAGAAGAUUUGGGUUUUGAUUAUUACACAUUUCUCAUCUCAAAAUCCAUAAAAAACAAGAACUUGAAACUAGGCUUACUUUUACACUCGCAUUUUAUCAAAAAAGCUUUAACCUUUAACCCCUUUAUAACCAACCAUCUUAUAGCCAUGUACUCAAAGUUCAAUGAAAUAAAAAGUGCCCAAAAGGCCUUUGAUGAGCUUCAUGUGAAAAACAGCCAUUCUUGGAAUAUUCUUCUUUCUGGGUACUUACAACAUGGCCACUUUGAUAGAGCUCGUAACUUGUUUGAUCAAAUGCCGAACAGAAAUCUUGUUAGUUACAAUUCAUUGAUUUCUGGCUUUUCCCAACAUGGAUUUUUCAAAGAAUCAGUAAAUAUCUUUAAGAAAAUGCUAAAUGAAUGUGAUCAUUUGGUUAUUGAUCGCUAUACGGUUGUUAGUGUUGUUGGUGCUUGUGUUUGCUUAGGUGCAUUGAAAUUGUUGUGUCAAGUUCAUGGUUUUAUGAUAGUUUUUGGUUUGGAGUUGGAUUUGAUUGUUUACAAUGCUUUGAUUGAUGCCUACGGGAAGUGUGGGGAGGUGAAUAGUGCAUAUAGGAUUUUUUGUCGAAUGAGUGAAAGGGAUGUUGUUUCAUGGACUUCUAUGGUGGUUGCUUACGCUAAAGUGUCUAGGUUGGAGGAUGCUAGUCGUGUAUUCAAUGAAAUGCCAGUUAAAAAUACAGUUUCUUGGACUGGUUUAAUCACAGGGUUUGCACAAAAUGGGCGUGGAAAUGAAGCAUUGAAUCUUUUUUGGCAGAUGUUGGAGGAAAGAGUGCAGCCUAAUGCUUAUACAUAUGUUUGUGUUUUAAGUGCUUGUGCGGAUUUAGCCCGAAUUGAAAUAGGUAAUUUGUUAUCAAGAUACACUCUUAUACCAGUUGUUCAAGCAAGUUCAGUAUGUGCAACUGAGAAUUUUAGUCCUGUUCAUGACAAACUUCUUAAAAUGGGGAGUCAGCAUCGCUGUGCGGUAAAGAUUUGUGCAACUAGGAGGAGAAGGGCUGCAUAUUCAAGGACUGAAACCUAUGUUCUACUAGAACCUGGACAAGAGGAGAAGUUUGUCUCCGUAGAAGAAUUGAAAGCCAAGUUAAAGGGCUGGCUUGAAAAUUGGCCAGGGAAGACCCUUCCACCAGACCUCGCAGGAUUUGUGACCAUCGAUGAUGCUGUUUCUUACUUAGUAAGGUCUGUUUGUGAACUUGAAAUAGAUGGAGAUGUUGGCUCGAUUCAAUGGUAUGAAGUUCGACUAGAGUGAGAAGAGCAGUCAUGACCAUUUAGCAAUCAUGUAAUACUGAGGGCUACACAGAGCUAGCUAUCAGUUUCUUAAUAACAGAAACGUAUGUAUAUACUGAGUGCUAUCAGAGCUAGCCAUCAGUUUAUUCAUUUGAAGCAUACGCUGACGCAUUUGCCUAAA